AUGGUGGAAGUGAUGGAGAUGCUUUAUUCCUUCAAGGAGUGGAGUGCUUAUGGUGCAGGAGUGCCUCUGAUUUUGAAUGACAGUGACUCUGUGGUUCACUGUCCGGCAUUCAAAUAUACAGCCGCUCUGCGAAAUUGGCAACUAAGACAAGAAUAUAUACUUUUAACGGAAUCAGUGCAACUAGAUGAGGACAGUGAUAGUGACUUCAGGGAUUCUAGCAGUGAUGGUAGCUGUGAUUACGAAACUGAUAGGCUAAAAUAUUUGCGUGAGCAAUGGAAUCACCAAAUUCUGACUAGUGAAAUUCCUCGUAGGAUAGAAAGAUUAUCAUUGAGAGACCCGCAUUUACCACCCCACGAAGACUGUUCCAGUGAUGAGGGCGAAUCUAUAAAUUCUCAAGGUUCCUUACUGUUUGGGUAUUUUGAACGGGACCUUCCUUAUUGCCGUGAGCCUUUAGCUGACAAGAUACUCCAUUUUCCUGAGCUAAAGACACUAAGAAGCUAUGAUCUACUGUCAUCCAGUUGGAUAUCUGUUGCAUGGUAUCCAAUUUGUAGGAUUCCAAUAGGACCAACUCUAAAGGAUCUUGAUGCGUGCUUUCUAACAUACCAUUCACUUUUUACACCCGUGAGAGGGUCCUCCUCGGAAAAAGGGCAAUAGGAGAAAGGGUCCAAG
Pyrus x bretschneideri (Chinese white pear) is the source of this 669-nucleotide messenger RNA. RefSeq lists its product as uncharacterized. The transcript is spliced from 7 exons. The record is from RefSeq and is a predicted model, not a curated record. Bases 1 to 654 code for a protein of 217 amino acids. Lineage: Eukaryota; Viridiplantae; Streptophyta; Magnoliopsida; Rosales; Rosaceae.